Messenger RNA from Asparagus officinalis (garden asparagus), 994 nucleotides. Its product is annotated as homeotic protein knotted-1-like. Gene Ontology annotation, molecular function: DNA binding; DNA-binding transcription factor activity, RNA polymerase II-specific. Gene Ontology annotation, cellular component: nucleus. Gene Ontology annotation, biological process: regulation of DNA-templated transcription. The record is from RefSeq and is a predicted model, not a curated record. NCBI's taxonomy places the organism in Eukaryota, Viridiplantae, Streptophyta, Magnoliopsida, Asparagales, Asparagaceae.
AUUUGACAUCGGAAAAGAAAGGCACCAGACAUGGCUUGUCUCUCUCUCCCUAAACCCUCUCUCCCCUCUUUCUCUCUCUAGCUAGGUCUCCAACCUAUCCCAUUUCUCCUUCCCCCUUCCAUUCUCCUACCUCCCCUUUCCCUUCCUGGCUUCCUCUUCAACAUUCUCCCUUCCCCAGCUCUCUCUCACUCAAUCAAAUUCUUCAUCUCUCUAGCUCAUGGAGCCAUUCUCUCACUUGGGUGGAUCAUCCUCAAGCUCAAGAGCAACUGCCUUCAUGUACUUGCCCUCUUCAACCUCAACUCCCUCUACUCAACAACCACCAUCAAUAGCUUUCUACAAUCCUAACCCUAACCCUAACCAGUUGCCGCCAAAGUCUGAGCCAGCAGCUGCAGCUAGCUCUUCUCAAAUUCCGUACGCCCGUCGACUUGUAUCAACCGAUGACGAAACCAUCAAGGCCAAGAUCGUCUCUCAUCCCCAGUACUCCACCCUUCUCGGAGCCUACAUGGACUGCCAAAAGGUUGGUGCUCCACCCGAACUGGCGGCGAGACUGAGCUGCCGACGCGAUGCCAGCUCAGCAGACCCAGAACUAGACCAGUUCAUGGAAGCGUACUGUAAUAUGCUUGUAAAGUACAGAGAAGAGCUGACGAGGCCGUUGCAAGAGGCCAUGGAUUUCUUGAGGAGGGUCGAGUCUCAGCUCAAUUCAAUCACCAAUGGAGCUACUGCUUCAAUUUUUUCUACCGAUGAGAAGUGUGAAGGAGUUGCUUCGUCUGAAGAAGACCAAGAUGGCAGUGGAGGUGAAGCUGAACACCCAGAGAUUGACCCGCGAGCUGAAGACAAAGAGCUGAAGCACCAUCUACUGAAGAAAUACAGUGGAUAUCUGAGCAGCCUAAGACACGAACUCUCCAAGAAGAAAAAGAAAGGGAAGCUCCCUAAGGAGGCUCGACAAAAGCUUCUUAAUUGGUGGGAGCUGCACUACAAAUGGCCAUAUCCAUCA